UCUGCUUGAAGUGUGCUCAGAGAAAAGCAGCAUCAGUAUCACCUAGGAGCUCGCUAGUCCUGCAGCCUCAGGUCUCAGCGAGGAGCUGCUGAGUGGGAAUCUGCAUUGUAUCACGAUGACCAUGUGCUGUCGUGCACAGAGAAGUCUGAGAAGUGCUGCUUUGAGCCUCACAUUGACCCACACAGGUCGAUAAGGGAAGCAGGGUAUUUAACAGAUGAGGAAACCGGGAAACUAGAUCUCAGAGUUGUUAAGUAACUAAGUCCAGUUUUCUGUGCUAGUGUCUCACCGAGAACUACGUACUGUAACAAUGAUGUUGACUUCUUGGUUGGGCUGGUGUUAGGCUUGUGUGACAGAGACUGAUUCUUAGCUGCCCAGCAAACCCAUGGGCUUAGGUGUGGCUGUGUAACUGAGUUCUAGCCUAAAGAAUGUGAGUGGAGGUGGAAAGGUGUUGUGGUCCUCUUCUAGGGAAAAACACAAAAAGAGAGCUCCCAUGGGAGGCUCUCCAUGCUGCUUUAUACUCCUCGCAGGCUGGAGUGGAGAGGGCCCCUUGGGUGAGCUUGGAAGGUAUGUUUAAGGCUGGCAGGACUGUUGUCAGCCUGGGUCAGGGAUCAGGGAGGGCCACUCUAUCGAUUGAUUACUUGUCUGCUACGUAUACAGGAACCAGAAAUAAUCUUUUGUUGAGCUUGAGCCAUUGUAUGUGUUUGGGCCUAUGUAGUAAGCACUUAGCCUACUCUAAGAAAUUCUUUGGAGCUGUGGCUUGGGACUUGAAGUUGUGGAUCUUUUGGCCUAAUACAUUCAUUCAUUUUUCGUCUUUGGUAGUUGGCGAUCGAUCAGUUGUGGUCCAACAUGCAGGAGUGAGUGAGUGGUGAAAGGCAGCAGAGCUGAUGGGUGGUGAGGAUGUAAGUGCGUUUGAAGGCUCUCACUCCCUCUACUCCAGGACAGAAUCAUGAAUAAACUGGAGGACACGCAGGACCAGAUGAUACCAUGAAGAGAAGUUUACAGGCCCUCUAUUGCCAACUGUUAAGCUUCCUCCUGAUCUUGGCACUGACCGAAGCACCGGUGUUUGCUGCCCAGGAACCAUCUCCCAGGGAAUCUCUUCAAGUCUUCCCCUCAGGCACCACCCCAGGCACCAUGCUGACAGCACCCCUCAGCUUCACCAGACACUCCUCCAUGGUGGCUGCCCCUGCCUCCAUGGUAACACGGACCCCUCAUCCCGACAGACCCUCCUCACAGGCCACGGCUCCCAUGGCAACGAUGACGCCCCAUCUGGACGGACACCCUCCUACAAACACUGUCUCCACCAUCAUGGCAACAGCAACCACUCCCCAACCUGAAGGCCCCCUGUCCACAGGGCCACCUCCUGCUGCCAUGGCAACCACAUCCUCCCACUCAGAAGGCCGCCCCCCAGGGGAGGCUACACCCACCAUCCUGCCGACAAAGCAGAGGAGAGCCACCAGCCGCUCCCCCACAGCACCCUCCCGGGUGACCACACGUAGGCCCCCCAGGCCUCCAGGCUCUUCCCGAAAGGGAACUGGCAGUUCACGCCCUGUCCCGCCUGCGCCCAGCGGUCACUCUGUGAGGAAGGAAGGCCAGCGGGGACGAAAUCAGAGUUCCACACAUCUGGGGCAGAAGCGGCCCCUGGGGAAAAUCUUCCAGAUUUACAAAGGCAACUUCACAGGAUCUGUGGAGCCUGACCCCUCCACCCUCACCCCCCAGAACCCACUCUGGGGUUACUCCUCCUCGCCACAGCCCCAGACAGUGGCCACAACCUUGGCACCCAGCAGGACCUCAUGGGUACCACCCACCACCCCCCUGGUGCCUGCAGAGGACAAGCCCAGCCUUAGCAGAGCAGACCAGGGGGGUGGUUCCACCUUCACCAGCCAAGGAGGGGAGCCGGACACCACACCAGCCUCAGGCACCCCUACCGGUCCACAGCCUGCCCCAGUGCCUUCUCAGCACCCCCGCGGUGACCCGCAGGACAGCCCCAGCCACAGUGACUCCUGGCUUACUGUCACCCCGGGCAUUAGCAGACCUCCAUCUGCUAGCUCUGGGGUCUUCACGGCUGCCACGGGGCCCACCCAGGCUGCCUUUGACGCCAGUGUCUCAGCCCCUUCUAAGGGGCUUCCUCAGGGAACAUCCUCAGCCCCUCAGGCUCCAGCCAGCUCCCCCGGGGUUUCAGGAAGCACUGUUUCCCAAGCCGAGGAAGAGGCUUUGGCCACCACCACCAUGGCUGGCAGGGUGCCCAGUCCUCUCUCCACGGUGGUGUCCACGGCCACAGGAAACUUUCUCAACCGUCUGGUCCCUGCCGGGACCUGGAAGCCAGGAACAGCAGGGAACAUCUCCCAUGUGGCUGAAGGGGACAAACCCCAGCACAGAGCCACCAUCUGCCUGAGCAAGAUGGACAUCGCCUGGGUGAUUCUGGCCAUCAGCGUGCCCAUCUCCUCCUGCUCCGUCCUGCUGACCGUGUGCUGCCUGAGGAGGAAGAAGAAGCCGGCCAACCCCGAGAACAGCCUGAGCUACUGGAACAACGCCAUCACCAUGGACUACUUCAGCAAGCAUGCUGUGGAGCUUCCGAGGGAGAUCCAGUCCCUUGAAACCUCUGAGGACCAGCUCUCGGAGCCCCGGUCCCCAGCCAACGGCGACUACAGAGACACCGGGAUGGUCCUCGUUAACCCCUUCUGCCAAGAAACGCUGUUUGUGGGAAACGAUCAAGUGUCGGAGAUCUAAGUGCAGCAGCCCUCGCUUUGCCGUUCCUUCCUUUUGUCUCUAAAUUAUCCACGUACAAAUAUAUAUUAUAAAUGUCAUCUUUGUGUAACCCUGACUUGAUGAUAAAAAGUUUUCAGCUUUUUUUUUUCCUAAGAAUUGUCAACAUCUUUUUUAUAAGUGUGGUUAGAAAAAAAAAAUUUACAGAACGAUCCGUGGCUUUAUAAAAUAAAGGUAUUUCUAAGCAAA
Messenger RNA from Camelus dromedarius (Arabian camel), 2952 nucleotides. It is a transcript of the gene TMEM108, whose product is annotated as transmembrane protein 108. Gene Ontology annotation, cellular component: endosome membrane; axon; early endosome. The coding region runs from base 985 to 2727 and encodes 580 amino acids. Gene Ontology annotation, biological process: postsynaptic density organization; retrograde axonal transport; dendrite extension. The record is from RefSeq and is a predicted model, not a curated record. Lineage: Eukaryota; Metazoa; Chordata; Mammalia; Artiodactyla; Camelidae. The transcript is spliced from 5 exons.